Messenger RNA from Leptosia nina, 1197 nucleotides. NCBI's taxonomy places the organism in Eukaryota, Metazoa, Arthropoda, Insecta, Lepidoptera, Pieridae. The record is from the annotation of a GenBank genome assembly.
AUGCUGCCCGGCAUAGGUGUAUUUGGGACUGGCGCAGUAGCCAAAGUAUUAGUGCCAUUCCUACGUGAAAAAGGAUUCCCUGUAGAAGCAAUCUGGGGUGUAACACUCCAAGAAGCAGAAAAUGCCGCAAAAGAACUAAAGAUACCAUUUUUCACAAAUAAAAUUGAUGAUGUAUUAUUAAAAAAGAAUGUAAACUUAGUUUUUAUUGUCUGCGCCCCAAACUUACAUGCACAAAUAUCAGUCAAAGCUCUCGGAAUUGGUAAACAUGUAGUCUGUGAUAAACCAGCUGGGCUAUGUCAGGCUGAGGCUUUAAAAAUGGUGAGGGCAGCCCAGUAUUACCCAACACUAAUUUCUAUUGUAAACCAUUCUCUUAGAUUUUUACCGGCUUUUAGCUAUAUGAGAAAAAGUAUAAUUGAUGGAUACCUUGGUAAUCCUGCUGAAUUGACGCUGAUAGAUGUAAGAGUACAAAUGGGGUCCCUACUUGGAGACACAUACAACUGGUUGUGUGAUGAUACUAUGGGCGGUGGCACUCUUACAUUAGUUGGUAGUCAUGUAAUAGAUUUAGUUUCUUAUUUGAGUGGCCAGAAGGUUGUAAAAGUACAUGGGGUCCUGAGAACUUUUGUUGAAGAGACUCCCAAAAUAAAUGGUAUUAGAAAAGUUACUGCGCCUGACUUUUGUACAUUCCAAUUGCAAAUGGACAAAGGCUUACUAGUGACUGCAACACUUAAUAAUCAUUUGCCAGGAUUAUGUUUUCAUCAAGAAAUAUAUGUGUAUAGUAAGAAAGGAUAUUUAGUAGUGCGAGGUGGGGAUUUACAUGGGAAAUUGCACAAGACUUGUAUUGUGGAAGAGGAAGGUAAAAAGCCACAAGAUAAAGAAGACGUUAUAUAUGUUGACAUAGAGGACUUGAGCUGUACUUCAAGUGUCAUUCCUAAACCAUACAUCAAAGGGUUGUGUAAAAUGAUAAGUGCAUUAAAAGAAGCAUUUUUGCCUGUUAAAGAGCAAAUGGAUUGGAUAAAAGAACCAGUUCGAACAGCUGCUACUUUUGAAGAUGGACAAAGGGUGCAAGCAACAAUGGAGGCUCUACGGCAAUCAAACGAAGAUGGUCGGUGGAUUUCAGUCCAACUCCUCACUGAGACACCAGAUCCUAAUCCAGCAUUCUCUGCUGCUGUUAGACGAACAGCUAUUUCAUUACAAUAA